Moneuplotes crassus is the source of this 423-nucleotide messenger RNA. The record is from the annotation of a GenBank genome assembly. NCBI's taxonomy places the organism in Eukaryota, Ciliophora, Spirotrichea, Euplotida, Euplotidae.
AUGAAACCUGUGGCAUCUGGCAAACUUCAGAUCAAUAAAAGCAAGUUUUAUGACCAACGCUCCAGUGAAGCUUAUGGUAGUUCAUGGAAUUUCAGUCUAAAAAACCAAAGGAAAUCAUUUGAAAAGAGAAUUGGCAAUUUAGAAAAAGAUUACAAAAGGAACGGAGCUCAUAUUCGUAACAGAAGAUAUGAACAGGGAAAUUACAGCUUUAAAAUAAGCCAGUAUAAUGAAGAAUUAAAUUCUCCUACUGUAACUCCUCCUAGACCUCCCCAAAGGUUUGCCUGGUACAAACCCAUGAAGGGCCCUGGCUUCCAUUCAAAUCUUUCUCAGCACGGACAGAAUACCAGUAUCAGGAGCUUAAAACCAUUUAAGAAAAUGAGUCUUAAGCAAAUUAUGGCGAAUUUACAAUAAAACUGAGAAAAU